This is a messenger RNA of Nylanderia fulva, 2352 nucleotides long. RefSeq lists its product as uncharacterized. The record is from RefSeq and is a predicted model, not a curated record. NCBI's taxonomy places the organism in Eukaryota, Metazoa, Arthropoda, Insecta, Hymenoptera, Formicidae. Gene Ontology annotation, biological process: proteolysis. Gene Ontology annotation, molecular function: aspartic-type endopeptidase activity.
AUGGAUAUUGCUAUUAAAAAACAAUUACUCACAGUCGGAUAUAUAGAGCGUUUCUGGGAAAAUUCUAUAAAGAUCGGAAAAGACAAAGUGACGCGUACUUAUUUAGCGACUCGUCUCGAAUUGCUCGAGACUUACUGGUCACGGUUUCUGGAUGCGCAUGAUCAAAUUCUCUCAUUUGAAAAUGUGGAUGCCUCCGAGUAUAUAAGGAAGGAUAUCUACGGAGCAACAGAAGACAAUUACGUGGCAGUAAAAUCUCGAAUCGUGUCUAUCAUGCCGCCGGCAAAAUUAGUAGAUUCCGCGGUGGGAAAAAGCGAUGCGUCCUCCGUCCUCAAACAGAUUCAGCUACCGAAGAUAAGUCUUCCGACAUUUAACGGUAAUCAAUUGGCAUGGGAAGGCUUUCGAGAUUUAUUUAAGUCUCUAGUUUACGACGUCGACGGCCUUACUCCGACCCAAAAGCUUCAAUAUCUGAGAGCAAGUCUCACCGGAGAAGCGGCGGCCAUCGUGGCCAAUAUUGAGAUUACGACGGAAGGAUACGCGCUCGCGUGGGACGAGCUUGUUUCGCGGUAUGAUAACCGGAGUGUUUUAAUGGCAACACAUAUGCGACUGCUCUUGUCUAGUACGCCGAUCGUGAAGUCGACAGCUGCAGAGAUCGGGCGCUUGCUGAGUACAGCCAAUCAAGCAGCUCGCUCCUUUCAAGCACUAAAAGGGCCAGUUGAACACUGGGACGACUGGUUUGUGCACAUUCUAGUGGACAAACUAGACCAUGCGACACGAUUACUAUGGGAGUCUUUUUCAAAAUCAAAUCAAGACUUUCCGACCUUUGAGGAUCUGAAGUAUUUUCUGCUCACUCGCGCAAAGGCAUUGGAUGCUGCGGGGCCGCGGGCAUCACUACCGGCAUUCAACUUGGCCACGCCUAAGAAAACGGGACGCAGGGAUGAUGUCUCGUCUCAUGCCACCUCUACCGGGAACGAUGAAGGAAAGGCCUCUUGUCCUGUGUGCAAGGAACGGCAUACGAUAAGGACCUGUGCAAGGUUCAAGGCCUGCACUGCCGAUCAGCGUCGUGAACAAGUGCGGAAGAAGAAGGUCUGUUUUAAUUGUCUAGGGCAAGGACAUCUGGUGGGCUCAUUUACGGUCAGGGCCUUGUUGGACUCAGGGUCGGAGGCAUCGUUUGUCUCGGAACGAGUGGUGCAGCAGCUGAGGCUCGCUCGGAAACGAGUCAAUGUCACCGUCUCCGGACUUCAGGAUGUUACAACAGGAAAGGCAACUCAAGCGGUCGCUCUGAUGAUCGGCUCUGAUCGAUCACCGUCUCUGCGAAUUGCACUACCGAGGGCGCUGGUAUUAGCUAAACUCACCACGAUCACUCCAGGGAAGCGGAUUCUAAAGGGGGAUUGGCCUUAUUUAAAGGGUCUACAGCUUGCCAUCCUCGGGGUAGAUGUAAUGGGUAUGAUACUCGAGAAUGGUAUCAAGCGAGGGCCCAUUGGUGAGCCAACCGCUCAACAAACCGUAUUCGGAUGGGUCCUCAUGGGCCUCUUUGUGGGACCGGCGGAUGCGCUACCGACCGGUGUGAACCUGGAGGAAAUGCCAGCGGCGAAGAUCUUCACACCAGAGAAAGACCUGUGCGAGCAACUGUUUGAAGAAACCGAUGCUCGCGACCAUCAGGGACGAUACAUAGUGCAUCUUCCUCGGAAACGGAAUCCGUCGAUCGGACUCGGAGCUUCCCGACCAGGGGCUCUGCAACAGCUCUUGACAGCCGAGCGGUAUCAUAUGGAGCCAGUGCCGGACGAGGGAGUGGCUACAGGAGAAGUGUACUACAUGCCACACCACGCCGUCAUCAAAGCCACGGACCCGCCUGGAAAAAUAAGAGUAGUCUUCAACUCUUUUUUCGGAACAUCGACAGGUGUGUCCUUGAACGAAACGCUUCUGCCUGGGCCUAGAUUACAAAUGGAUCUCUGGCUGGUGCUGUCUCGCUGGCGUUUAGUACACGGAUCCUCUGGCGGACACCCCCCUGCUACAGAAGUAAAGGAUUUUAGACUCACCACCGUCACCUACGGUACGACGUCGGCACCAUAUCUGGCCAUUCGCACGCUGCAGCAACUCGUUCUAGAUGAAGGGGAGCGAUUUCCACUCGGCGCGAGUGUCAUACGGUCCAACAUAUACGUGGACGACGUACUGGCAGGAGCAAACACGAUGGAAAAGGCUCUAAAGCUGAGACAACAAAUAGUGGACAUCCUCGCAGCAAUUGAGCAAAUGGGCCAGCACACACCCAUCACUAUGUCCAGAAGGAAAUCAAGAGGAACGACUUAUCGGGGCAUCAAACAGCGUGGGGACACGAGGGGUGCUCUGGACUCCUGA